GACGAUGAGGGCGCUGGAGGAAGACCGGGAAUUUCCACGAAGUUAGAAGCAUACAAUGCAAACGGCCGUCAGUGGGGCCGCGGUCCACCGGCUUCCCGAAUUGCAAAGCUCCAGGGCGGUUAUCACGUCCGAGGCUCGGGCCUUUCUGAAUGCCACGAAGUCAGCCAGCCGUUCCGCGGGUAG
This is a messenger RNA of Gaeumannomyces tritici R3-111a-1, 183 nucleotides long. RefSeq lists its product as hypothetical. Lineage: Eukaryota; Fungi; Ascomycota; Sordariomycetes; Magnaporthales; Magnaporthaceae. The annotation marks the transcript as partial. The record is from RefSeq and is a predicted model, not a curated record. The transcript is spliced from 2 exons.